AUGAUCAUCCGCGUCACCAGCCAUCCUACUUGCUCUUUUUGUUACGGUCUCGCAUCUACAAAAUUGCUUUGUGGUUCAUGCAAAUCCAUUACCUAUUGCUCUGCAAAAUGUCAGAAAUUGGACUGGCCUCUUCACAAAGUCUUAUGUAAAGCAUUUGCUUCAUUACGCCCACGCCCUUCUGAGCGCCAUAAACUCAUCCUCUAUUUUCCGGUUGACUCUACCUACGCGAAAUUGGGGUGGUUUCCGUGUCCGGAAAUUCCGCAGGCACAAGGCAGUGAUGAAGAAACAGAACUUCUAUUUCGCAAGCAAAUUAAUUUCGAGGGAGACACCAUAAAUUCAUCAUUUAUAAUUUCUUGUGCAGGCCAUCUAGAUGGUGGCUCAAAACUCAACCAAAGCAUCAUUUCUGUUCCAGAUGGCCCUGAUUUGCAUGGACCUGUAAUCGUAUUUCGAAAAGAUCGUCCUGGUUCUCCCUCAAUUAUCUUGGAUAUCGCUUUGGCAGAUUUCCGUGUCGUUAUAAAACUCUUGAAACAGUUAUCAUCGCUCCCGAACAAUAGUAGAGGCAAUGAGGCAGUAAAAAUGAAUACUAAGUUAACGCAAGGCGUUCUGUUUGCUCCCUCGCGAAAGAAAAGCUACGACGCCGCCAGCAUUCCUGACUAUCAUCCAAUUUACGAUAAGGAACCUACUAGUGUCACGAAGCAAUUAGGGAUUCCACUAAUCGUGGAAGAGACCACUCGAGGAGUUGAUUCAGACGACCAGUUCGACGACGAUAGUUUGAGAACUCGAAUUUGUAAUGCACUUCAUAUUGACAUUGACCCUGAUAGCAAGACGUGGGGAAAAACACUUCCAGGAUGGCGAAGAAAAAUCGGGCACUUUCUGGUUGCAAGGCAAGACAAACGAGACAUUACCUUCGAUCAAUUAAUUGAUAUUGUUAAUUUAAUCGACUGCCUAUCUUACCCAAUGCCUAAUUUAUUGACUCGCCCGGCGAGGGAGCAACUUCUCUAUGAUUUCUCAAUAAGGAGCAUUAGAUUUCGAUAA
Molecule: messenger RNA, 1035 nt
Organism: Sclerotinia sclerotiorum 1980 UF-70
Lineage: Eukaryota; Fungi; Ascomycota; Leotiomycetes; Helotiales; Sclerotiniaceae
Exons: 2
Coding region: 1-1035 (344 amino acids)
Source: RefSeq, a predicted model, not a curated record